Peronospora farinosa is the source of this 1305-nucleotide messenger RNA. The record is from the annotation of a GenBank genome assembly. Lineage: Eukaryota; Oomycota; Peronosporomycetes; Peronosporales; Peronosporaceae.
AUGCUGCGUUUCUUUCGUGCAGCUGUGACGACUUCAAUUCUAGUAGCGGUGGUUGCCACCAAACUUGUCCAAGCUGAUACUUUGUGUUCGUUGCCACCAUUGACCUACACGAAAGCUAAGAUCGCAUACCCGGCGUCAGCCUUCGCUAUCGAAGCGCUGGAAAGAUAUGAGGUUGCGACGUGGUACUCGAAUCACACGGAGAACGGAGACUAUGCUAAGACAGCUGCCGAUUUAGUGGCGUUCUGCCCUGAAGAUACACGGAUUAGUAUCGUGAUUUACGGCUUGCCCAACCAAGAUUGCGCUGCCAAGGAGCUGGUGGCAAGUAGCACCGUGGAUUCCGCGUCCGAUUACGUCGUGUUUCUCAACACGCUCAUAUCAGCCAUCGGCAACAGAAAGGUGCUUUACAUUCUCGAGCCGGAUGCCAUCGGACGGCUUGUAGACACCACCGGAUGCGCCGAUCACCUGACCCAUCUGCAGACUGCCGUCGUCCUGUUAUCCCAGAACAAGAACGCCGAAAUCUACCUUGAUGUGGGCUACUGGACCCUCCAACAAUCCGCCACCUCCACUGCUGUGGCAGCAAUUGUCAAACAGCUCGCGUCUAUAGGAUUUAACGUAAAGGGAAUUACGCUCAACACUUGCAACUAUCAGUCGAUCAGCACCUUGGCUACACUCUGCAGCAACUUCCAAGGUGCUGUUGAUGCUACCAACCUGCACUGCAUCUUCGAUACGUCCCGAAGCUAUCGUGGUGGGCCGGCGUCGAACGAGUGGUGUAACGUCAAGAGUGCAGGAAUCGGUGCUUUGCCAACUAGUAAAACGGGGAUCAGCAACGUCGACUACUUCAUUUGGGCCAAGCCGCCUGGGAAGAGUGAUGGCACGUGUGACGGCCGUACGCCGGACUCGAUGCAUGGUCCUAAAGCUGGCAUCUUCUUUGAUGAAAUGUUCCAGUCUCUUUGGAACCAAGGCAUUAUGGUUGCCGAAAAGGGAUAUGCCACCAUUGACGGUACGUCAAGUGGAUCUCAAACAAACGAUCAGAAUCAACUAAAAGCUAAAGAUUCUUCACCGACCUCUGCCAACAGCGAGCAGAUCUCGACAGAGAGGUCAGGUAGCCACAGGAUGGGGACGUUUGGCGUGGUCGUCGUAAUUGUACUUGCUGCGGUUGUCCUUUUGGGCGUGAUUGUAGGUGUCUGCCAUCACCACAAGAAAGUGCUGAAUGAAGCCAAGACCCCUGCGGCCCCACUUCCUACAAGAAUUGUAAACUUUCUACCUCGUUCGGCUGCACUUGUACAAGGCUCCAACAUCGUCUAG